Panthera uncia (snow leopard) is the source of this 1545-nucleotide messenger RNA. RefSeq names its product 1,25-dihydroxyvitamin D(3) 24-hydroxylase, mitochondrial. Gene Ontology annotation, molecular function: heme binding; iron ion binding; oxidoreductase activity, acting on paired donors, with incorporation or reduction of molecular oxygen. The transcript is spliced from 11 exons. The record is from RefSeq and is a predicted model, not a curated record. Gene Ontology annotation, cellular component: mitochondrial inner membrane. Gene Ontology annotation, biological process: cellular response to peptide hormone stimulus; cortisol metabolic process; cholesterol metabolic process. Lineage: Eukaryota; Metazoa; Chordata; Mammalia; Carnivora; Felidae. Bases 1 to 1545 code for a protein of 514 amino acids.
AUGAGCUCCCCCAUCGGCAAGAGCCGCUCCCUUGCCGCCGUCCUCCAACAGCUGCGCCACCUGGGGCAGCCCCCCAGAGCCGUGACGUCUGCGGCGUGCGCGCCUCCUCGGCCGCGGGAGGUGCCCCUCUGCCCGGUGAUGGAACGCGGCGAGGCGCAGGACGCGGCCGCCCUGCCGGGUCCCACCAACUGGCCGCUGCUGGGCAGCCUGCCGGAGAUUCUCUGGAAAGGGGGGCUCAAGAAACAGCACGACACGCUGGCCGAGUACCACCGGAAAUACGGCAAGAUUUUCCGCAUGAAGUUGGGUUCCUUCGACUCGGUGCACCUGGGCUCGCCGUGCCUGCUGGAAGCGCUGUACCGCACGGAGAGCGCGUACCCCCAGCGGCUGGAGAUCAAGCCCUGGAAAGCCUAUCGGGACUACCGCCGGGAGGGCUACGGGCUGCUGAUCCUGGAAGGAGAAGACUGGCAGAGAGUUCGGAGUGCCUUCCAGAAGAAACUAAUGAAACCAGUGGAAAUUAUGAAGCUGGACAACAAAAUCAAUGAGGUCUUGGCUGAUUUUAUGGGUAGAAUAGAUGAGCUCUGUGAUGAGAGAGGCCGCAUUGAAGGCUUAUACAGCGAACUGAACAAAUGGUCAUUUGAAAGCAUCUGCCUUGUGCUCUAUGAGAAGAGAUUUGGACUCCUUCAGGAGAAUGCAGGAGAUGAAGCUUUGAACUUCAUCACGGCCAUCAAAACAAUGAUGAGCAUGUUUGGGAGGAUGAUGGUGACCCCAGUUGAGCUGCACAGGAGCCUCAAUACCAAGGUCUGGCAGGCCCAUACGCAGGCCUGGGACACCAUCUUCCGAUCAGUCAAAUCUUGCAUCGACAGCCGGUUGGAGCACUAUUCUGAGCAGCCCAGCAAGGAUUUCCUUUGUGAUAUUUAUCUCCACAAUCAGCUUUCCAGGAAAGAACUGUAUGCAGCUGUCACAGAGCUCCAACUGGCUGCAGUAGAAACGACGGCAAACAGCUUAAUGUGGAUUCUCUACAAUUUAUCCCGUAAUCCCCGUGUGCAACAAAAGCUUCUGAAGGAAAUUCAGAGUGUAUUGCCUGAGAAUCAGAUGCCACGGGCAGAGGAUUUGAGGAAUAUGCCAUAUUUAAAAGCCUGCCUGAAAGAAUCCAUGAGGCUGACCCCAAGUGUACCAUUUACAACCCGGACUCUUGACAAAGCUACGGUUCUGGGUGAAUAUGCUUUACCCAAAGGAACAGUGUUGAUGCUCAAUACCCAGGUGUUGGGAUCCAAUGAAGAAAAUUUUAAAGAUUCCAGUCAGUUUAGGCCCGAACGGUGGCUUCAGGAGAAGAAAAAGAUUAAUCCUUUUGCGCAUCUUCCGUUUGGUGUUGGGAAGAGAAUGUGCAUCGGUCGCCGACUGGCUGAGCUCCAGCUCCACUUGGCUCUGUGCUGGAUCGUCCGCAAAUACGACGUCCUGGCCACGGACGACAAGCCCGUGGAGAUGCUGCACCUGGGUAUUCUGGUACCCAGCCGGGAGCUCCCCAUAGCCUUCUGCCGGCGGUAG